ACGAAGAAGAAGAAGGAACUCUGAAGCGCGGAUGGCGUGACCGUGGUCUGUCCGCCGGACCGCACGGACUCUCACGGUUUACCGGAUCAGAACCGAUUGAACGGAUCCGUCUUCCUGCUGCCGGACUGGUUCAGACGGUUUCUUCUCAGGUGACGCAGCAUGUUUGGUGCUAACAGGAAGAAGUUCAUGGAGGGGGGGCUGGACAGCGACUACACGGACGAGUCGGGCCUCUACUACAGCCAGCAGUCCAUGUUCCCUCACCGGACCGACAAAGACAUGCUGACGUCUUCCUCCUCUUCGUCCACCAGUCAGCUGUCCCAGCUGGGAGCCAGUUUGUACGGCCCUCAGAGUGCGCUCGGGUUUCCCAUGCGAGGGAUGAACAGCAGCGCCGCGCCUCAGCUCAGUCGGAGCGGGCUGAACCAGUCUGCCAGCCAGCUGCCCAGUCACACCAGUACCCCCAACUCCAGCUCGCUGCACACGCCGCCCUCACCCAGCAGGGGGAUCCUGCCCAUAAGCAGCCGGAGCGUCCUAAACCACAACCAGCAGGUGGGCGGUCCGACGGGUCAGACGAGUGGGUUAGGAGGAGGAGAGAGAGGAGGGAGGAGCGGUACCAUGGGGAGUCCCAGCCGGUCGUCUCCGAGCAUCAUAGGGAUGCCCAAACAGCCACAGUCGAGGCAGCCGUUCACAUUUAACAGGAAUCCAGGCUUCAACAUGAACAGCUCUUUAUCCAGCAACAUCUUUAACGGCACAGACGGCAGUGAGAAUGUGACGGGUUUGGACCUCUCCGACUUCCCAGCGUUAGCUGACCGGAGUCGGAGGGACGGAAGUUCGAAUUGUGCCCCACAGCACAACCCGCUGGCCGGCCGGGCGCCCUAUGUCGGCAUGGUAACGAAGCCAUCUAACGAGCAGACGCAGGACUUCUCCAUCCACAACGAGGACUUCCCCGCUCUGCCUGGGCCAAACUACCAAACGAAAGACCCCACCAGCGCCAGCGAAGACAGCAAAACGAACUUGAACUCAUCAGGAAAGACCUCGUCGAGCUCGGACGGCCCAAAGUUUCCGGGCGAUAAGAGCUCAGCUCCGAGCAACAACAACCAGUCGAAGAAAGGGAUUCAGGUUCUUCCUGACGGCCGGGUUACCAACAUCCCCGUCGGCAUGGUAACGGACCAGUUCGGAAUGAUCGGCUUGUUGACGUUCAUCCGGGCGGCGGAGACGGACCCCGGCAUGGUCCACCUGGCGCUGGGCUCGGACCUGACCACGCUCGGCCUCAACCUCAACUCACCGGAGAAUCUUUACCCAAAGUUUGCGUCUCCGUGGGCGUCGGCGCCGUGUCGGCCGCAGGACAUCGACUUCCACGUCCCCUCAGAAUAUCUCACCAACAUCCACAUAAGGGACAAGUUGGCAGCCAUCAAGUUGGGUCGGUACGGAGAAGAUCUGCUGUUUUACCUCUACUACAUGAACGGAGGAGACCUGCUACAACUGCUAGCUGCAGUAGAACUUUUUAACAGGGACUGGCGGUACCAUAAAGAGGAGCGGGUCUGGAUCACCCGGGCCCCUGGGAUGGAGCCCACGCUGAAGACCAACGCCUACGAAAGAGGGACCUACUACUUCUUUGACUGUCUCAACUGGAGGAAAGUGGCCAAGGAGUUUCACCUGGAAUACGACAAACUAGAAGAGCGACCCCACGUUCCCUCCACCUUCAACUAUAACCCCGCCCAGCAGGCCUUCUGAUUGGCUCCACCUCCUUCCUGCCUGGCUGUCAUUGGCCCUCCUGAACUGUCAAUCACACACGCCCCUCCCCCUGUGAGGUUUUCCCUCCACCACACUGAAAUGACAACUACUUCAUUCUUUUCCCUCCAUUUUAUUUAUUUUUGUUUUGUUUGUUCAGCACUGAGUAAGUUUCCGCCUGACCGAGUGAUUCUUCUUGAAACUGCCUCUGAAGAAUUAUUAUUUUUUCUAAAGAAGCUUUUAAUAUAAAAUGAAAACCAGGUUUUAAAGAUUGAAUCACUCGUCAGGAGGGAGAAUUAUUUCCUUCAGUUUAAAAACAGACUGGAGAGGAUAAACUUCAUGCUCGUAAAAAACAAGUAAAUUACUUUUUCUUUUUUUGUUCUUUUACGUUGUGAAAACACUUCUUGUGUUUCCUGUUUUAUUCCCAAACAGUUUUAAUAUUAAUUUUUUAAAAUCUUUUAGUUUUUAUUGUCAACAAAUCAAAAAGAUGUUUCUACAUCUUUUUAUUAUUUUAGCUUCAAACUGAAGAUUUGUUAUAAAAAUAAAAAAAAGUCCCAUAAAUUUUUGAUUUAGAGAAAUAUUUAAAAACAAGUUUACUUAAAAAAAAAGAACAUUUUAAAUCUGGUCAGUCUGGAUGAAAUGACAGAUAAUUAAUAAGAGAACUCUUUACAAAAAUCCUUUUUAAUCUUUUUUUUUCUAAGUAAUCAAAAAUAUUUAUUUUUAAUUUGAGUGUUACCUUUAAAUUUAAAACUUUACAUCAAUGAGGAAAACGAGAACAUUUCCAAUAUUUUUAUUUUGUUUAGAAAUUUAACAUUUUGAG
Molecule: messenger RNA, 2548 nt
Organism: Nematolebias whitei (Rio pearlfish)
Lineage: Eukaryota; Metazoa; Chordata; Actinopteri; Cyprinodontiformes; Rivulidae
Product: CCR4-NOT transcription complex subunit 2
Exons: 15
Coding region: 160-1731 (523 amino acids)
Biological process (GO): regulation of stem cell population maintenance; regulation of DNA-templated transcription; nuclear-transcribed mRNA poly(A) tail shortening
Cellular component (GO): CCR4-NOT core complex; P-body
Source: RefSeq, a predicted model, not a curated record